AUUCAUUUCUCAUCCCAUUUGUGGCCAUCACUCAUGGUUGGGCUCUCGCUUUCUCGGACUAGCGUUUUCGCUUUACUUUUCCACGAAGAAGAUUUUUUUGAUGUUGGUUUGUUGAUGUUUCGUCUUCACCUCUGACGUAAAAAUUGGGUCGCAAAUAAGUCUUCAUGAAAAAAUUCAUUUACUAGACCACCUCGGACGCGAAAGCGUUCGCCACUUUACUGAAGAACCCCUUUUUCCCGAAGAAAGUUGGACAUCAAAAUGGCUUUCCCGAGCAGGAAGCGACCGUCAAGGCCACCUUUUGCCACCGCGUUUUUCCUGUUCGCGAAACAAGUGCAACAGAUUCUCUGCCUGUCCCCAGUCGAGUCGGUGCUGGCUGACGCUCCGCUCCACAACGCGUGGCAAGAUCGAGCCAAGGCGAUCUUGGACCACCCGGAACAGUUUUUUCUCAGUCGCGAAAACUGCCUGGAUUUGGUCCGCGCCGCGGAGUUCACGCAGCAGAACUUCGGUUCCGCGUGGACGAGCGGGGACUUCAUCAAUUUCUACACGAAUUGCGUGGAAGAGUUGAAAAAUGGGAAGUUGGAUGAGGGAAAGGAUCGGAAGAGCGUGGCGGUACUUUUUCUGGUUUAAGAACACAUAGUCAUAGCCAGAAUGGAUAAGCAUAAGGUGUUGGAGGGUCCUCUCGAUCCCAGUGUACAAGUAAAGGUCGAUUGUAUGCUGCUCUUGCAUCCAUGUUGGUGAAGACCACAGGUACGGGUACCCCAUGAAUAAUUAGAGUGAGAGAUACGUACUUACACGAAAAAGCUACUUAAUUUUUUAUCGCAAAAUCAAUCUAUCGCAUUCGCAGGUCGGUGGCGUCCAUUUCCCGACCGUUCUCACUUCCAACCACCGUACGCCGCCGAUCUCCCGAACGUGGCAAGACAAGUGCUGGCCGGGGGGCACGCAUCUGGACGUCCGAUCUUGUUGCGAACCCGGCCCCGCUUCCGGUUGCUUCGACGAUUUUUUCACUUAUGACACGUGCUGCCUGGGGAAAAUCGAAAGGGACGUGCCCCACCACUUCCUCGCCCCGGCCAUGGACAUGAAUGUGGGCAACGCGGUGCGGCACUGGGGCACGUUCGACCUGGCGCAGUCGUACGCGAUGCAGUCGUUUCUGAACGAGGGCGACGUGGUAUUGGACAUCGGCGCGAACGUGGGCGGGUUCACCGUGCCGUUGGCCGAGAAAGUGGGGGUGAGCGGGAAAGUGUUCGCGUUCGAGCCCUUCCGACUGCUGUUUCAGCAGCUCACCGCGAACGUCGCGUUGAACGGGCUGACCAACUGCUUCACGUUCCAGCAUGCGAUUGGGGAGUCGAACGACCACUUAGAAUUGUACCAGCCGGACUUGACCAAGUUGUCCGUCCCCAGCGCCAUGCGCGUGGCCGAACAGUACAAGGUGGGCGCGGAGGCGAAGCAGCAGCACCUGGCGUACCAGGCGGAGGAGCGGAAGGAGUUGGUGGAUGUGAAGACGCUGGACACCGCGAUCGAAGCGCUGAGGCAGAAAAAGUUGCUGAAGCCGGACCAGAAAAUUAACUUCAUGAAGAUCGACGUGGAAUUCAUGGAGAUCGCGGUGGUGAAAGGCGCAAAGCAGCUGCUGACGAAGGACCGGCCGCGCAUUUGGGUGGAGAAUGAGGCCUACUUCGACCGCGAGAAUCCGGACAAGACGUUCGUCGACCUGAUGGAAAAGGAGUACAACUACCUGUGCAAACCGGUCACCCAUCUGGAACUCCUCUGCCGCCCGCAGGAGAUGGAGCACAGCGGGUUCAGCAAAACCUUUGGGUCCCUGAUGAAGGAGGUGAACCGGGUGGGCAGUCUAUCACAAGGAAAAAAUGCCCCCACAACCAAAGUCGCAAAAACUUGUGAUGCGAAGUUUCCAAAUAAUGCAAACUUUUUGUCAUGCAUAAAAGAAGUAUGAAUCUUUCUGAUAAAGACUCUAGGCGUGUAUCGCAUCGCUCGCAUGACAAGCGCCACUCUCGCUGGGGUCUUUUGCAAUGCAAAUGUUUGCUAUUCACGAUUGGGAAUCUGUGAUGCUGAUAAGUGCCAGAGAGCGAAUGUUUCAUUUGAAAAGGUUUGCAAUACAAAUGCUCCCAAGUUCGGGGGUGGAGGCAUUUUUCACCUUGAUACAGUCCGCACGAUCUCGGUUGGUGGUUCUCACUGGGGGUGGACUACGUGGCGGAGGGCUUUUAUGGAAGUGUCAGAAUCAAAAUUGACAAAAUCCAAAAAUUUGUGAUGCGCAAAAUCUAUGCCAGUUGGAGACUCAGUUUCCAAGUGGCGCAUAUCAAAUUUCGGGAGCACCCAAAUCCAGUCUGUCAUGCUGUUUGGGCGAAGAAAACUGCUCCUGUCAUGCUACUCUGGCAUCACAUUGCAUACCCCUAAACAGGCUUGCAAUCGGUCUCAUAUGCCUGCUCCCCAAUGCAGGCCUUCACUGCUCUACAUUUCAUGGGUUCUCUGGGUUACCUGGGUCGAGUUGGAUGUGCGGUUCGAUUCUUCCUAUGCCCCUGCCCCUCUGGUCUGUGCCGCUGCAGCCGGAGGUGUGCGUUUUCAUUCGUCAGCCGGCCUCUAAGAGCUGAAGCCACAUGACGUCUGCGUUGGGGAGAUUCUCUACGGUCCCUCAGGGCAUUGCCCCGUUGCUCGCUCUUGGUGGGAGGUGGUUGAGCUUGCUUCGGGAAGAGUAGCCGGAGUUGAAUUGGCUCUUAGCCUUUUCAUUUGUGAAAUCGAGGGCAGUGGUUGGCAGAGGUUGUGCGGGAUAUUCAGUUUUUGUUAUCCCGGGACAUUUGUGUUCCUUACCCACUUCCUCAUUUCCUGGUUGACCAUUUGGUAUGGUCGACUAUAGGUGCCACCCUCGUUUCUCACCUCCAGGGGCCCUGGGCACCUCACCAUUGAUGUUUCACUUGGUGGAAGAUGACAGGGUACUACGAGCUAUUACGGGUGUCUAUUGUCUACAUUUUAUGCAUCACAAAUGUUUCGAUUUUGUCCAUUUCGAUUCUGACACAUCCAUAGGUUUGGCGAAGCCGGGGAAAUGGUCGUGGAAAACGUCAUAUCCUGUGCAAAAGUAUCGUACUCGUACAAAUGCUAAUGCAGGUCUUGCAUUACAAAUCUUGUUUCCAAGUCAAAUCUGCAUUACAAAUUUGAUUUCUCAUGCUGAGGAAAUUUGUAAUGCAUUUAUACGAGUACGAUACUUUUGCAGUUCAUACGUCACGCCCGGGUGA
Molecule: messenger RNA, 3239 nt
Organism: Amoebophrya sp. A120
Lineage: Eukaryota; Dinophyceae; Syndiniales; Amoebophryaceae
Source: the annotation of a GenBank genome assembly